UAAUGAAGCAAUAACCAAACAAAUCCUAUAUGCCAUAGCCCACCUCAGCGCUCAUAACAACAACAUUCAAUUUUCCUUCCAAAAACACCCUCAAGACCAACACACAGCUCCACAAAAACCACUUCCCUUCAAAUUCUCCCCACCGUUAACUCUCCUUCCAUUUAUUCCUUCAAAUUCAAUCAAACAACAACACCCCCUUCCUUCUCAUUUCCCUCCAUUAAAAUUCCCCCGACAAAAAAAUGAGAGAAAUCUUACACAUCCAGGGCGGACAAUGCGGUAACCAGAUCGGCGCCAAAUUCUGGGAAGUAAUAUGCGACGAGCAUGGAAUCGAUCACACCGGAAAAUAUAACGGAGACGCCGAGCUUCAACUUGAGCGGAUUAAUGUCUAUUACAACGAAGCCAGUGGCGGAAGGUACGUUCCACGCGCCGUCCUCAUGGAUCUUGAACCCGGUACCAUGGAUUCCGUUAGAUCCGGUCCGUUCGGACAGAUCUUCCGUCCUGAUAAUUUCGUGUUCGGUCAGUCCGGUGCCGGAAACAAUUGGGCGAAAGGUCAUUACACCGAAGGUGCCGAGCUCAUCGAUUCCGUCCUUGACGUUGUUCGCAAGGAAGCCGAGAAUUGCGAUUGCCUUCAAGGAUUUCAAGUGUGUCAUUCUUUGGGAGGUGGCACGGGUUCUGGUAUGGGGACGCUUUUGAUUUCGAAGAUUCGAGAGGAAUAUCCUGAUCGGAUGAUGUUGACGUUUUCGGUGUUUCCUUCGCCGAAGGUGUCUGAUACGGUUGUGGAACCGUAUAAUGCCACGCUUUCUGUUCAUCAGCUUGUGGAGAAUGCGGAUGAAUGUAUGGUGUUGGAUAAUGAGGCUCUUUAUGAUAUUUGCUUCAGGACUUUGAAGCUCGCCACACCUACAUUUGGUGACCUAAACCAUCUCAUUUCCGCCACCAUGAGUGGAGUUACUUGUUGUCUACGUUUCCCUGGACAGUUGAACUCAGAUCUUCGUAAGCUUGCUGUCAAUCUUAUCCCAUUCCCGCGGCUCCAUUUCUUCAUGGUUGGGUUUGCACCCUUGACAUCUAGAGGAUCCCAGCAGUAUCGUGCAUUGACUGUACCUGAAUUGACUCAGCAGAUGUGGGAUGCCAAGAAUAUGAUGUGUGCUGCUGAUCCACGUCAUGGCCGUUAUUUGACUGCAUCAGCAAUGUUCCGUGGUAAGAUGAGCACAAAGGAAGUCGAUGAGCAGAUGAUCAAUGUGCAAAACAAGAACUCUUCUUACUUUGUCGAGUGGAUACCUAACAAUGUCAAAUCCAGCGUGUGUGAUAUCCCACCUAAGGGCCUUAAGAUGGCAUCUACUUUCAUCGGUAAUUCAACUUCAAUCCAGGAAAUGUUCAGGAGAGUUAGUGAGCAGUUCACAGCUAUGUUCAGGCGCAAGGCUUUCUUGCAUUGGUACACUGGUGAGGGAAUGGACGAAAUGGAAUUCACCGAGGCUGAGAGUAACAUGAAUGAUCUCGUUGCCGAGUAUCAGCAAUAUCAGGAUGCAACUGCCGAUGAAGAAGACUAUGGAGAGGAGGAAGAAGAGGUUGAUGCUUAAGGCAUCUCUAUAUGUCAACAUUGUUUCAAAUAUCAAUAUAUACUUGGCUUUGAGCGAGUGGUAUAUGUUUAAAUUGUGAAGCAGUCAAAUUAGAUUGACUCGUUAGUGUGUAUGUUUGUAUUAAUCGUCAUUGUCAAAACUGGGUUUUAUUGACAAUGCAUUUUUCUUGAGAUGUUUGUAAUGGGUAAUGUUUAUAUGCAUAAAAGUAAAAUGAUCUCGUUUGCUUUUUAAA
Molecule: messenger RNA, 1806 nt
Organism: Vicia villosa (hairy vetch)
Lineage: Eukaryota; Viridiplantae; Streptophyta; Magnoliopsida; Fabales; Fabaceae
Product: tubulin beta chain
Exons: 3
Coding region: 240-1574 (444 amino acids)
Biological process (GO): mitotic cell cycle; microtubule cytoskeleton organization
Cellular component (GO): cytoplasm; microtubule
Molecular function (GO): GTP binding; GTPase activity; structural constituent of cytoskeleton
Source: RefSeq, a predicted model, not a curated record